GAGACACUCCAGAACAACCUGGUUCUUCUACAAAAAGAGAAAGAAGAAUUUAGGCCCAUGGGACAGAAGAAAAGUGACGGCCUGCUGGGUAAGGUGGCCUCAGAGCAGCAGAGCCUGCGAGAUGCUUUCACGCAGCUGCAGCAGUUCCUGCAGGAGCAGGAGGAUGUCCUGCUGGCCCAGCUUGGCGAGAUGCAUGAGGAGCUCAAGCAGGAGCUCUGCAGAUACACCUCCAGCAUUUCAGAGAGGGAAACGGUGCUGGACACACUGAUUGCGGAGAUAGAGAAGAAAUGUGACCAGCCGAUGGUUGAGUUUCUUACGGAUGUUGGCAAAAUCCUGGACAGGUGUGAGGCAGCAAAGGCCCCGAUCCCUGAGCCGGUUUCCCCGGGGCUGGAGAGGACUGUUAAGAGACUCUUUAAGACUAGCCAGAAGGUCACAGCUGUGAUGGCCGAAUUCAAAGUGAGCCUGCUGAGUAAAAUCGACAGAGAAAGGGUGAAGAUAUGGCUGGACCCAGAGACGGCGAGCCCGGACCUGAGCCUCUCGAAGGACUGCAAGACCGUGUGGCUGGCAAGUACAGAGCGAGAACUCCCUGACAACCCUAAGAGAUUCACGGGCAGCCCCAGCAUCCUGGGCUCCAGGGGCUUCACGGCUGGGAGGCAUUACUGGGAGCUAGAGGUAGGGGAUGGGGACAGCUGGGCCGUUGGGGUGGCCGUGGAGUCCGUGCAGAGGAAGGACUCCCUCAGCAAGGCCCUGGGGAAGAUCUGGGCCCUGAGGCUGGACUGGAAUUGCCAAUACAUGGCACUCCACAUGCCCCCCACCCCGCUGGAACUAAACCAAAAGGUCCGGAAAAUCAGGGUCCACCUGGAUUACGAAGCGGGCGAAGUGACCUUCUAUAAUGUGGAGAACAUGAUGCAGAUCUUGCAGUUCAAGGCCACUUUCACUGAGAAGGUCUUCCCAUACUUUUGGCUCUGGUCACAAGAAACCUACAUCCAGCUGUGUGCCUGA
This is a messenger RNA of Nestor notabilis (Kea), 1002 nucleotides long. RefSeq names its product tripartite motif-containing protein 15-like. The annotation marks the transcript as partial. NCBI's taxonomy places the organism in Eukaryota, Metazoa, Chordata, Aves, Psittaciformes, Psittacidae. Gene Ontology annotation, molecular function: protein binding. The record is from RefSeq and is a predicted model, not a curated record. The transcript has 6 exons.